This is a messenger RNA of Ostrinia furnacalis (Asian corn borer), 2781 nucleotides long. Its product is annotated as transmembrane protein 164. The transcript has 6 exons. NCBI's taxonomy places the organism in Eukaryota, Metazoa, Arthropoda, Insecta, Lepidoptera, Crambidae. Bases 136 to 987 code for a protein of 283 amino acids. The record is from RefSeq and is a predicted model, not a curated record.
GUUUGUCAAUCACUAUUGUCAGUCAGCGGGAGAACUGUGAUAGCGUUAAAUAAUUUCAGGCGAUUAUUUAUAAUUUAAUUAGUGAUUUUCUAAUUUAAAAGAAAUGGUCAUCAUUUUCUAAAAAAAAUUGCAAGAAUGUUUGAGUGGGCUUACAGUGGUGCAAAUAAGGCCGUUCCUAGAAAUGUUGGUCCUGAAUGUGCGUUUUUUUUAUCUCCUCAAAGGCAGAUAAUUGAAACCAUAUUAGUAACUGGUAUUUGCAUUUAUAUUUUAAUCAAAACUUAUCCAAAACUUCAAUUACCAAAAGAAGACAAUUAUAUUAAAAGUGAUAGAGGUGGCAAACGGUUGCUUGUUGUAUUGUUAACCUUCCUAUGGGGAAUGGAAAUUGGUUUCAAGUUUGCAUCUCGUACUGUGAUAUAUUUGUUAAAUCCAUGUCAUGUUACUACAUUAAUACAAAUAUACUUACUUUCUGCACCACCAAGUAAAAUGGUCAACGCACUAUUUCGUAUUCAUCUAAACUUAUUGAAUGGCCCUUUAUUAGCCUUUUUGUUUCCUGAGACAGCUUCCAGAACGAUAUUCACUGAAGCCGCAUUAUAUUGGAUUCAACAUGGAAUGAUGUUUGUUAUUCCUUACUAUCUUCUGAGAAUUGGUGGUGUCUAUAACAUAGAACCAUUUUGGGAUUUCAAUUGGGCCAUAUUUAGCUACAGCUUGAAUUUGUUGUACCAUUUUAUUGUGUUACAAUUUAUAGCUAUUCCUGCCCAAGUUAACUUGAACCAUAUGCUGUGUCCGGCUAUAUUGGACCCGUUUGACGGCCCCUGGUACCGCAUCGCAGCGGUGACGCAUCAGGCGCUGCUUUGUCCACUGCUGUGCAAGGCUUACUGCCUCGCUGCCGAGUUUUGCCUCACGAAAUUCCCACCAACGAAAGUGAAGCCACACAUGAAAGAUUACUUGCAAGACAAACCAAGUGACAAACCAUCAAAACUUGACUAGUAAUAAUUUGUAUUAUUAUACUGUCUCUAUGGCUGUAACCCUCUCAGGGUAGCUAGAAUAUCUAUAUUAAAAUGCCUAUCAUAGUAAAAACAAUAUUUCAUCGCGUCCAUUUAGUUCGAGUGAUUAUUAGAUGUAAGGUAAUAUAAUAUUAUUAGAUUUUAAACUGCGUUUAUAAGGUAUUUAAAAUAAGGUGGUAUUUGUAGCCAUAAUUAUGUAAUAGCAAAACCAUAUUUACAUAAUGCCUUGAUUUUUAGUCAAAUUAUAGAGUCUAUUUCGUAAUGAUAAAUAUCGAUUAAACGGACAAAGUCCUGUUGAAUUUCAUGUAUGGUAUUGCUUCUUUGUUUAGUAUCACUACAUUUGUCAUGCUUGAACCAAAUAUUACUAGUCAAUAUAGAGCCUAACGAGGUGCUCGUGUGCGGUAUCCCAUUGAAUUAGAUGGUUACAUAACGGAUAUGUCGUCGUAAUUUAUAAGUGCAAAAUGAUUAUAAUAAGUCCUAUGUACCCAAUUCAAAUUAAUGUUUGUUCUGAACGCCUAUACACAUUGUAUACCUAAAUAAUUCUAGUUACAUACGAUAGGUAGGUACAGGGUGUGAGGGUAAAUUUUUCAACUCAUACAGUGAAGGAAAUUAAACUUAUUCAAUAAUAUCAUAAUAAUACGUUUUUAAACUGCUGUUUUUUUUCAGUCUUGAUAGGAAUUUAAAAUUAAUUUAUUUUGUGCUAAAAUCUCGAAUUUUUAAUUCCCCCUUACACUCUGUACUUAUAUUAUUUAGGUGGGAACAGUUGACCCGACCAUAAUAUUUUAUGAUAAAAAAAAUUACUAAGUUGAUGGGGAUAAAGUGAUAAAAGGGAUACGGAUGGUAUAUUAAUUUGAAAAGUUAAAGCCACUCGUAGGCACCGGAUCCGGAUCAUUAUAAGUUUCGGCGAGACGCCUGUGCGGUUCUAAUAUUAUGUCAAAAAAUUAUGGGAUCUGUCCUGUAGACAAGUUACAAGACCUGACAGUUUUAAGUAGGCCCCAGCGCAGCGCAGAGUCGCGCGUUAUUUUUGUAUUAAUUACAUACUUCAAAUAAUUAAAACUGUCACGUUUUAGGGGAGCCCAUGUGCACAGUUAUCAUUUUGUCUAAAAUUUCUUACUUUUUACUGCAACUUGUUUUGAAAUAUUAUUAAUUAGCUAAACUUUAUGAUUACUUUAUUAUUAUCCUAGUUUUCACAACCUCGAUAAAAUGUUAUCGAUGAUUUUGGACGAUAAAUGUACCAAGAAGAAUGAAUGGACUAAUCGUCGAAAAUCGAUAAAAUGCAGUAGUUUCGUUUCGCUAUUUGCCGCAAAGUGCCGCGCGUUGACCUCUAUAAACCGUUAACCGAGGCUUAAACCGUUUUUCUGAUUCAGUAAUGUUAAGGGAAUGGAAAUACCUACUUUAAUUUAGGGGUGUUGUUUUAUUAGGGACGGGGAUAUUCCAACAAUAGGUAUAGGUGCAAUAUUGAUGAGGUCGUGUUUUUACCAGCUAUUAUCUGGUUUAGGACAAAACUUUAAGUUUUAGAAUUUGUAUUUGAUCAAUAGACCAAUUUUAACUGAAAAAGUUUUGCUACUCGAAUGAAAUUUAACGUACUAUAAUUAUGUAAACUGCUUGUUACUUUACAACACACUUGUGGUAUUAUUAAAAUAGUUAUUAUAGGUAAAAUUGAAUGUUAUGAUCCCUUAGUAAAUAAAUUACAUUUAGCUUAAUUUUUAUUUACACACGGAAUCUGUCUUAUAACAGACCCAGAAAGUACACGUAAUCAGUAUUAUUUUAAAAUAAU